AUGAACGACAAACCAUCGCCCCACACCCCACUCCCCACGUACCCACCGCUGCUGAACGUGCACCACAGAGAUACCGGACUGCUGGAGACUUUGGAAAAGCCGGGCAAGGAGCCUUCGACGAGCUGCAGGACACCUACCCUCAUGAGCCUCAGCACGAGUUCGGGUACUCGAGGCCAGCCUUCGGCAAAUCGCGCCUCGUGUGAGAAUAGCACCAUCCCCGACAUCACCGUGCGUUCGCCUGCCGAUGGAUUGCCUCAUCGCCUGACCAUCCCACACGAGCCUCCCAAGGUCCCACGCCGGACCCCCAGUAAGGGGAAUAAACGAGAGACCUUAGCGGACAUCGCAAAGAGGAUUCCGGUGGAGCUCAUGCGGCACUACUUCAACUACCCGCUUCGGGCAGCUGCGGAGGCCAUGGACAUCUCAGUGACGACUUUGAAGCGAUUGUGUCGGAGGCAUGGCGUCAAGCGAUGGCCUCACCGCCAGAUCUGCGGCAUCAACCGCACGCUCAAUGACCUGGAGACGCAACACGACACCGCCAAGGGAGACGAGGUCGACUCUGUCGCUGAGCAGCUUCGGCAGCUGCACAGGCGCCGAGAUGUUAUCAUUGAGCUGGCGUUCGAGAGCGACGACGAAUCAAUCAGCAAGCGCGGCAGUUUUAUCUCCUCGGACGGGGGGGGCUCCUCGGCAUCGUCCUCCUCCUUCCCGUCGCCCCCCUCCUCUCCGUCUCUCUCGCGGUCGACUUCCUUUGUCUCACCGCCGGCCUCGCCCACGCCCACGGACGAGCGCACGCCUGCUGCGGCCGGUGUGACGUGGUUGAACAACGGUGCCCCGGGGACGGGUCUGCCGUCUUUGGCGCCGGUCCUCUCCGUGACCGUCGGAAGCGGCGGCGGCGGCGGAGGCAGCAGCAGCAGCAAGUGUCCCGCCGCAAGAAGCAGAGGUAGCAGCAAGGUCGCCAGAAUAUUCAGCGACGGCGUCGGCUCAAGCGGCAGCAGUGGCAGCUACGGGAAGACCAGCAGCGGGAGCAUGCGUCCUCACCGGCCUAGCGGCACCUGCGGCUCUGGAAGGUCCAAGGGGCCUCGCAAGCCGAGGUCGUCGGCGAUGUUCGGCAGCAUCACGAGCCUGCGGAAGGUUCCGCCACCGGUCGUGACGGUGGCAACGGGUGCGGUCGUUUCCACUACGCUUAGUCUCGCCGAGAGGACCAGCGCAAGCACCAGCACGAGUACCUCCCCGGCCCGAGCAGACGCGAGUACCGAAACUUCUCCUCGUGCGACCAUCCCGGUGCCUUCAAGACCUCAGUCGGCGUCGAUUCCAGCGAACGGCAGCAACAACCAUGACGGCGGUGGCACGGGCACCGUGUCGCGGCUUUCUCUCAUCGGCUCCGGCGCUUCCUGGAUCAGCGACAACGACGCCCCAUCCCCGAGCACCACCAGCGUCGACAGCCUCGGGCUGGGGCCGCACGGCAGCCAGCAGAUGGACGAUCUCGCGAUCCUCGGAGAUCUGCUAUUCGGGCCAGACGACGCGGCUAUAGCGGCGGCGGCGGCGGCAGCCGGUGUUCGGGCCCAGAGCUCGGCGGCGACUAAUCCCCCCCCCUCCUCGACGUCUUCGCCCCCCUCCUCGUCCUACGAGCGCGGGUUUUCCGCCGGGCUGGCAUCGGCAUCGAACUGGGGCGGCGGGCUUUGCUGGGACGCCAACGGCCUCAGCCACUUGGGCCCGUUGUAGUGAAGGGCUCGGUCCCGCGCGGGGGCGGGUGGGAUGUCAGGCC
Molecule: messenger RNA, 1762 nt
Organism: Ectocarpus sp. CCAP 1310/34
Lineage: Eukaryota; Phaeophyceae; Ectocarpales; Ectocarpaceae
Source: the annotation of a GenBank genome assembly